AGAUGGUGAUGGUGAUGAAUAUGAUUAUGGUGCGGUCCAGCAUUCGUNUCCCCGGGUCGAUUCUGUUGCUAUUAUCGCUGAAUAUGCUUCAGAAAUUCCUUACUUCAAGAAACAAGGUAUUUAUGGGCUAGCACGUUCUUUCCCAACAUCCGCUGCUAUUGAUCGUGUUGCCGCUAAGCAUGGUUUGAAAUGUUAUGAAGUUCCAACUGGUUGGAAAUUCUUCUGUGCUUUAUUCGAUGCUAAGAAAUUAUCCAUCUGUGGUGAAGAAUCCUUCGGUACCGGUUCUAACCAUAUCAGAGAAAAGGACGGGUUAUGGGCUAUUGUUGCUUGGCUAAACGUUCUAGCUAUUUACAAUAAACACAAUCCAGAAAAGGACGCUUCCAUUAAAACUAUUCAACAUGAAUUCUGGAAUAAAUAUGGUCGUACUUUCUUUACUCGUUACGAUUAUGAACAUAUUUCAAAUGAAGAUGCUAGCAAAGUCGUCAAAUUAUUACAAGAAUUUGUCUCUAAACCAAACGUUAUUGGUUCGGCUUUCCCAGGUGAUGAAACUUUGACUGUAGCUGAUUGUGGUGAUUUCUCAUAUACUGAUUUAGAUGGUUCAGUUUCAGAUCAUCAAGGUUUAUUUUUCAAAUUAUCCAAUGGGGCAAGAAUUGUCUUAAGAUUAUCUGGUACCGGUUCAUCAGGUGCAACAAUAAGAUUAUAUAUUGAAAAAUACACUGAUGAUAAGAAUAAAUACGAAGAUUCUGCUGAUGAAUUCUUGAAACCAGUCAUUGCUACUGUUGUUAAAUUCUUGAAAUUUAAAGAAUUCAUUGGUACUGAAGAACCUACCGUCCGUACAUGA
Messenger RNA from Naumovozyma dairenensis CBS 421, 841 nucleotides. RefSeq lists its product as uncharacterized. NCBI's taxonomy places the organism in Eukaryota, Fungi, Ascomycota, Saccharomycetes, Saccharomycetales, Saccharomycetaceae. The transcript has a single exon. The record is from RefSeq and is a predicted model, not a curated record. The annotation marks the transcript as partial. Gene Ontology annotation, molecular function: phosphoglucomutase activity. Gene Ontology annotation, cellular component: cytosol. Gene Ontology annotation, biological process: carbohydrate metabolic process.